This is a messenger RNA of Loxodonta africana (African savanna elephant), 4480 nucleotides long. It is a transcript of the gene SPACA6, whose product is annotated as sperm acrosome associated 6. Lineage: Eukaryota; Metazoa; Chordata; Mammalia; Proboscidea; Elephantidae. The transcript is spliced from 8 exons. The record is from RefSeq and is a predicted model, not a curated record. The coding region runs from base 1558 to 2499 and encodes 313 amino acids. Gene Ontology annotation, biological process: fusion of sperm to egg plasma membrane involved in single fertilization.
UGCUGGCUCCUGGUGUAGUUUCAGCCUCUAGAAAUCAUAAAUGAUGAGGCUUUGAUGGUUGCAGACCCACUGGCCCAUCUCAGGCCUUGGUCCUGGAUUCCUUGGAGCCUGACACAAUAGGAAGUAAUGUUGCCCGAGGGGUCAAACUCCAGACAGGUGAGGAUCCUCCCAUUGGGCAGUGCCUUCUUUCCCCAGGGAGGCAGGCCUCGCUGUACCCCUGGGUCUGAGGGAGGUGGGGGUGGCCUGAACUUCUGGGAGGAAAGACGUCUGGGGGCCAAGACUCCUGGGUCUGAGGGAGGAGGGCCUGGGGGGCUGGGACUCCAGGGAUCUUUGGGGAGGAGGUGGCUGUGGACUUGGAUUCUUGGGUCUGAGGGAUAAGACUAGAGGUGAGGGGUGGGGGAACUCCAAGGACCUUUGAGGAGGAAGGGGCCAGGGGCCUGGACUCUUGGAUCCCUGGUGAGGAAGGGGCUGAUUUUGGAAUUCCUCGGUCCCUUGGGGAGAACUAUGGGCAUGGAUUCUGGGGUCUGAGGGAUAAGAAGACUGGUGGGGGGCCCAACUCCAAGGACCAUUGGGGAGGAAGGGGCCAGGGACUGGGGGCCCAGACUCCUGGGUCCCUUGGGGAGGAGGGGGCCGGGGGCCCGGACACCUGGGUCCUGGCACCCACCCGUAGAACCGACCUUGCGGGGCCUUCGCCGCACACAAGCUCGUGUCUGUGGGUCCGUGUCGGGCUCACCAUCACAGCCGGGGCCUCCGGCCCUCCCUGCUCUCCCUGGCCCCCGUCUGUCCGUCUGUCUGUCCAUCCGUCCACCUGCCGCGCCCCCCGGGCUGAGGUAGGAGGUUGUAUAGUUGAGGAGGACACCCAAGGAGAUCACUAUACGGCCUCCUAGCUUUCCCCAGGCUGCGCCCUGCACGGGACGGGGGCCCAGCCGGGACCCCCUGCCCCUGGCUGCCCCACCUGCCGGGGCUCAGGGGUCUGCUGCAGGGACCCUGGGAGGAGGAGCUUGGCUGUCUAUUCUGUCCUCUCCCUGCAUCCCUUCCUCCUUGCGUAAAGUUCUUUCCUAUCAAGCCAUCGCCAUUUUGCUUUCUCUGUCUCCCCAUUUCUGUUGUGUGUCUCAGUCUCUUGCCCUCAUAGCCUCUCAGUCUCCCUGACAGAGUCCACAUCUCCCUCCAUCUCUCUAUGUCUCUGUGUCUCUGUCUCUGGCACUCACUGUCUCUGCCUCUGUGCCCCUGCCUGUCUCUGACCUCACCCCGCUGUCCCUCGUGGCCACCCCACCCCACGCUGCCGGCUUCUGGGUCCCUGAGACCCUUUAACCUGUGAGGAUGUCCAGGGUCACAGGUGAGGUUCUUGGGAGCCUGGCGUCCGGCCCAACCACCAGCCUGGGGAUCACCAGCCUGACCCCCGACCCCUCAUAGCCUUCCCUCUGAAAACCCAGAUCUUGACGUUUGACCACCAGCCAAAGCCUGACCCCCUGACCCUACAUCCACUGGCCCCUCCCCCGCUAUGCAGUGACCUCACAAAAGUCACCAGCUUCUCUCUAGGUACUAAGCCCCUCGGCUAUGGCCCUGCUGGCCCCUGUGAGCAUUGUCCCAUCUGCGCUAGUGGCCCUGGUGGGCAUCAUGGCCCCUGCCUGGGCCUGCCUCCUCUGCUUCACGACCUACUCUGAGCGCCUUCGCAUUUGCCAGAUCUUCGUUGGGAUGGAGGAACCAGCGCUCGAGAAGUGUGAGAACGCAUUCACGGCUGCCUUCAAGGGCCUCAGCAACACAGAGAUCAACUAUGAUGAGAGAGGCCGCCUGCAUGACAUCUUUACCCAGAUGGCCCACUCCCUCCAGGAGACGGCUGCAGCCCAGAAGUCUUAUGAGGAGGUUUUCCAUGCUGCUGCCGAGGCCAUGAAGAAGGACAUAGCACAGCUUAAAGAAGCCCCGGACUGCAUCCCUCCCUGCGGGCUCCAGGAGGUCUCACGGCGCUUCCGCUGUCGCGGGUGUUACUCUACACUCUGCGACCUUCCUCUGGACUGCCCAGUUCAGGACAUGAAGGUGAUUCGGGGUGAUCAGGCUAUGUUCUCUUGCGACGUCAACUUCGAGCUUCCUAAGCAGAUCACCUAUUCCUGGAAGUUCGUAGGAGGAGGUCUCCGGACUCAGGACCAGACCUACUUCCGAGAGCUGGCGGGGGCCCGAGGGAACGUGGCGCGGAUCCGACCGGCGCAGCCGCAGCACCGCGGGACGUUCUCUUGCGAGAUCCUGCACGAACAGCGCCCCCUUGCGCGGCUCUACUUCUUUCUUAAUGUGACGGGCCCGCCCCCACGCGGGGAGACCGAGCUUCAGGUCUCCUUUCGGGAAGUGCUGCGCUGGGCUCCGCGCGAGAUGGAGAUGGUCGAGCCCUGGAGGCCGAGCCUGGGCGAGCUGCUGGCCACCCCCGGGGCUCUGACGCCGAGCAAUCAGUGCCUGCUCGCGGCCGCCGUGGCCUUCCUGUCAGCGAGUCUGGUCCUGCUCGGGUGGUGAGUCCUCGGGACCCCCCAGUCCCGGUAUCAGGCUCUCUUCUGCCUCAGACCCAAGAAUCCAGGACCCCAUCCCCUCCUCCCUCAGACCCGGGAGUCCAGGUCCCAGCUCCCUCCUCUCUCAGACCCAGAACUCUGGGCCGCUGGCCUCUCCUCCCUCAGACCCAGGAGUCCAGGCCCCCAUCCACCUUUGAGACUCAGGCGUCCAGGCCACCAGGGCCCAGAUUUCUGAUCCCCAACCCACCCCUCCCUCCACACACACAAGCCUCCUUGUUUCUCCAGGGUGUUCUUUAGGUGGUACUUCAGCGACAGCUAACAAAGAUAUCUGUCUUCCUACCUUGUCCCACUUCCAUCCCUCAAAUAAAGAGUAUAUUCUUCUGCUCCAGUUUCUUUAGUCUUCGAAAGCGGUCACUACUAUCAGGUGGAGGAGGAAGCAGCAUACCCCAAACACACUCAGGGGAAUCAUGGCCCCCAUAAUUACAGUAGUACCCACAGCUAGCACAGUGCUGUAGAGUCUCUAUGAGUCGGAGUUGACGGCAAUGGGUUUAUCACAGUGCAAGGUGCCUGGGUGGUGCAGUUUGCUCUUGGCUGCUAACUGAAAGGUUGGCUGUCUUAACCUACCCAGUGGCACCAUGGAAGAAAGGCCUGGCGAUCUGCUUCAGUAAUAUUACAGCCAAGAAACCCCUGUGGAGUGCAGUUCUGCUCUGUAGCACAUGGGGUCACCAUUGGUCACAAUCAACUCAAGGCCAUCAGAUUUGUUCGUGUUUUUAUAUCAUAGUGCAAGGUCCUGUGCUGAGGGCUUCAGGUCCAAGCCCAGACCCUCCCCAUAGCCCCAUAGCAAGAUUUCUGACAGUCCCUUUGACAUUCCCUCCUGCAGAAGACACUCUCAAAUAGAGUCCUUGAUGCCUCCCACACACACACAAAAAAACAACUUUCCUUCCCUGUUAUGGAUUGAAUUGUGUCCUCUAAAAAUAUAUGUGCUUGACUGCUAACCACAAGGUCAAUAGUUCAAACCCACCAGCUGCUCCACUGGAAAAAGAUGUGACAGUCUGCUUCCAUAACGAUUACAGCCUUGGAAAUGGUACAGGGGCAGUUCUGCUCUGUCCUGUGGGGUUGUUCUAAGUUGGAAUUGACUCAAUGGCAGUGGGAUAUAUCAAGUUAUAUGAUGAUAAGGAGCCCUGGUGGUGCAAUGGUUAAGCAUUCGGCUGCUAUCCGAAAGGUUGGCAGUUCAAACCCACCCAGUGACUCUGCAGGAGAAAGGCAUGGUGAUCUGCUCCUGUAAAGGUUAACCAGUUGCUGCCCUGAUCAAAAAACUGUAUCCUGAGUUUUUCCUGUUACUCCCAAGUUGAUCCUUGUCUUAGUCAUCUAGUGCUGCUAUAACAGAAAUACCACAAGUGGAUGGCUUUAACAAGGAUAAAUUUAUUCUGUCACAGUCUAGUAGGCUACAAGUCCAAAUUUAGGGUGUCAGCUCCAGGGGAAGGCUUCCUGUCUAUGUUGGUUCUGGAGGAAGGUCCUUGCCCUCAGUCUUCCCCUGGUCAAGGAGCUUCUCAUCAUGGAGACCCCGGGUCCAAAAACCACGCUAUUCUCCUGACUCUUGUUUCUUGGAGAUGUGAGGUCCCCAUGUCUCUUUGCUCGCUUCUCUCUUUUAUAUCUCAAAAGAGACUGGCUCCAGACAAAGUCCAAUCUUGUAGAUUGAGUCCUGCAUCAGUAACACAACUGCCGAUAAUCCCAUCUUAUCAACAUCACAGAGACAGGAUUUACAGCACAUAAGAAAAUCACAUCAGAUGACAAAAUGGUACACAAUCACACAGUACUGAGAAUCAAGGCCUAGUGAUACACAUAUUUUGGGGAGACACAGUUCAAACCAUGACAAUCCUGAACUGUAACCUGUUAAAAAAAACAUAAACUCCAUAAUCAUGAGUAUGGUCUGUGAGUUCUCUGUGGCUACUGCAAAGCAUCGUCAAAUGCAGCAGAGGAGUGGCAAC